UUGCGCCAUCUUGAAAUUACACCCGCAGUUUGUCAAGUCGCUCCUAUGAUAAGAAACCCCCUAUUGUCAUUAUUGCUACACUAUCCGGUAUGAACAGUUCUCGAAGCAAACCGGCACAAAUAGUCAGCAAGGGACAGACAGACUCAGACGCCGGCUCAGAAACGAACCACAGGGAUCGAAAGACUGGUGGAGGAAUGCUGAAGAAGCUGAAGUCGAGGCGCAGUCAAACGGAUAAGUGGCCUGUGGUCACAGAGGAUGAACUCCGGGCUCUGGGUAGAGAUAUUACCCCGGACCAUGUCCUGGGUCUCCGGGCUGUCACGGAGGACUAUCUUUGCAAACCUGAAGACAAUAUCUACAACAUUGACUUCACACGUUUCAAAAUCAGAGAUCUGGAGACAGGCACGGUGUUGUUUGAGAUUGCCAAACCUCCUAACAGCGGUCCUGUGGAAAGUGAGGAGGAAAGUAGAGAUGUAGACACCAGUGCAGGACGUUUUGUCAGAUACCAGUUUACACCAGCCUUCCUAAAAUUGCGCACUGUUGGAGCAACUGUGGAGUUCACAGUGGGCGACCGGCCCAUUAACAGCUUUCGUAUGAUUGAGCGGCAUUAUUUCCAGGGACGCCUCCUCAAGAACUUCGACUUUGACUUUGGCUUUUGCAUUCCUAACAGCCGCAACACAUGUGAACACAUUUACGAGUUUCCACAGCUUCCAGAUGAUCUCAUUCGCCAAAUGGUGGAGCACCCUUACGAGACCAGAUCAGAUAGUUUCUAUUUUGUAGACAACAAACUCAUCAUGCACAACAAGGCAGACUAUGCCUACAAUGGUGGUCUGUAAUACCUGAAGAGAUGGAUUUGUGCAAUAGCUCCCAGGGGAGUGAACCUGACACGUUCUUAAGAAUCAGUGGACCACAUCUGCCUUCCUAUGAAAUAAUCAGUCCAAUCAUCAGUACCUCAUAGAGCUCAGUGUCUGGGACUCAGAGGAAUAUUCUGUUAGAUAUUUCUCUGUAAAUCUGACUGAAACCUCUAUGUUCCAUCUUUCCUUUGUCAUACAACUAUCAUGUUACUUCCUGAACACUUUUGCCUUAAGUUUCUUGCUGUCUCUGCUGGAAAGGGACACUUUUAGCCCCACACCUCUUGUGGCAUAGUCUUUAGUUUGUGUUAGUUAUAACUACAUUUACUGAAGUAUAUAGAUGUUAUCAGUUGAUGUUUAUUUGUACUGCCUUUGGCAAGGGAUAGUUGUGCUUCCUGUAUAGAUACGUGAGCAUUAACUACAUGGUGUACAGUAUUAUUAGCCAUAGAUGAAGAUGUAGCACUAGUUUGUUUGAGAUUCAUUCUUCCGUUUACUUCUAAGUACUACCAGUUGUCAGUCAUUGGGACUGCUUAUGUCAGAUAUUUAAGCUUGCCCAUUUUGUUAGACCUAUCUCUUCCUUAGUAGGAUGGGGGUUUUUUUUAUUCAAGAACAGCAUGCGUUCUCGUUAUGAUUUCAGGUGUCAUGUUCAUCCUGAUAAAAUCGUUACAUUUUUAUGAUAAAAACAUUUGCAUUAUUGUCUGGGACUCUAGUGUUUGCUCUCUCAAACUCAGACACACAAAAAGUACAAGAUAACAGCAGAAUCUGUUACUAGACCUGAUACAGCUUUCUUUAAUAUGGCCUUGAUCCACUCCAGUGUGUAAACACAGUUAUUUAAUCCAUUGUAGUUUGUCUUCCUGGUUUAUUUGGCAUAACAGCACUGUGAAUCAUACUUUUUAGAAGCUGAGUAUGGCCAGCAGUGUGCUAUAGAGUACCUAUUAAACCCGUGGCUGUGUAUCUUCUGCAGUUCUGCACUCAGGUUCUCAGUCUACCGGUGAAAUACCACAGUAGCACACCACAUAACAGUACAGUAGGAUAUAGAAGUUGACUGGUGUCUGUUUUUCUAUUCAUGUAAGUUCUGUUAAAGGGACUAGAUUUGUGGUUUUGCAUAUUUUAUCUCAUUUACUACAAAUAGUCAUGUUUUCACUGUGCAUAAGUUUCCAAGUUAUUAGGUACAGCUGUACAAUGCAAUGCAAUUUUGCAAAAAUCCCACUUGAACUUAUGCCCAGUUAUUGUUUACAAGGUAUUUGAGCCUGUGGUCAUUUGGUAGACUGUUACUGUUCAGUCGGUGACUCUGAUGUCUCCACUUGCAUUGUCAUUUCCAGUAUAAAGACCCCCUGUGAUUAGCCAGUUCAGUUUACUUGAUUUUCAUAUUGUACAAAAAUAAAUGGAAAUCAGUUGCAAGGAAGGAAAUAAUUCUCUGCUUUAACAGUAGCUUGUAAAUUGGAGUUCAUCAGCUAAACUAUGCAAAACCACUUGAACAGUCUCAAAAAAUCUGUUUUUGAUACUCAAAUGUACCUUGAUGCAGGUGGUCAUUGUAGGGGAUUUAUGUACGAGAACCUUGUGCUAUAUCCACCUACAAGGCAAACACUGUGGUCUGAGGUUUCUCCAAACCUGUGAGCUGAAGGGAAGGCGUAUGAUAAAUACAUCUUGCAGAGUCUCUGAGUACUGCGGUGUACAAAACAUGGUGUCCUAAAACCAUUUGCUCCUAUAGUCAUGUUUACUCUUCUAAAAAAAAAAAAAAAAAA
Messenger RNA from Monopterus albus (swamp eel), 2593 nucleotides. RefSeq names its product unc-119 lipid binding chaperone B (gene unc119b). The transcript has 5 exons. Gene Ontology annotation, molecular function: lipid binding. Gene Ontology annotation, biological process: lipoprotein transport; nervous system development; cilium assembly. Gene Ontology annotation, cellular component: cilium. The coding region runs from base 90 to 833 and encodes 247 amino acids. The record is from RefSeq and is a predicted model, not a curated record. Lineage: Eukaryota; Metazoa; Chordata; Actinopteri; Synbranchiformes; Synbranchidae.